Molecule: messenger RNA, 1674 nt
Organism: Oldenlandia corymbosa var. corymbosa
Lineage: Eukaryota; Viridiplantae; Streptophyta; Magnoliopsida; Gentianales; Rubiaceae
Source: the annotation of a GenBank genome assembly
AUGGACUUUGCGGAGCAAGCAUUGAACUUAUUCGGAGAAGACGAUGAUGACGACAACCAGAACUACCGAAACGACGACGCAGAAGAAGAAGUAGAAGAAGAUGCGGAGGAGCCGCAAGAAAACCAUCAAAAUCAAGCCCACCAAUCUUCCUCCUCCGGGGCAUCGUCCUCCGGCGCCUCCUCCUCCGCCUCUUCCUCCGGCGGCGGGGGCGGCUCUUCAUCGGGUUCUUCUGGGUCCUCCUCCUCCAAUCGCAGCAGAAGUAGUAGCGAUGAAGAGCCCCAAGAAGAAGAUCACGACGGUGGUGAAGUGAGGUCGUAUGAUAAUAAUCAUAAUAAUCAUAGUAGAGUUGAUGAUGAUAGUGAUAAUUACUAUAAUAAUGACGGCCGGGUUGACUUCGGUGAUGAGGAAGAGGAGGAGGAAGAUGUCAGGGAUCUUUUUGGGUCUGAUAAUGAGGAUUAUGGCAAAACCACUGCUAUUAGUCCCUACCCAGUUCCUGUAUUGCCACUUGUACGAAAUAACAACAACAAUGCCAGAGGAGGUUUUGGACGUGGUCGUUGGCAGAACAACCGAGGACCUGGUCUCCUUCCCCGACCUCCUGGGCCUUAUCCUCAAAGGCCAUUCAAUCAAAGAUUUUUUAGUGCUCCUCGUGAUGAAAGAUUUGUUUCCGAAUUGAAACUGAAUUCAAAAAGUGAAGAAACACUGGCGAGAAAAUGUAUUGCUUUUCAGGAGCCAUGUGAACUUGCCUGCUAUAGUCGUGCCGAAGGAGGAGAAGUGUUUUUCGAUGACAGGAGUUUGAGGCUAUUUAAGCGUCUUAUCUCUCAGGAUGUUGGGUUUGAUUUGAAUGAAGGUUUUGACACUUUUACACCGAAGAAAGAUUUGGGCUCAGAGGGAUUUGGUGACCUUCUGGAUUGUAUAAGAAGUAAAAAUAUAGCACUUCAAAACAUGCACUUUGUGACGUACCGCAACAACCUUAAUAAGAUUUUGGCUACUGCUUACAUAAGGCAUGAACCUUGGGAAAUGGGAGUGCAUAAGAGGAAUGGAGUCGUGUAUCUUGAUGUGCAUAAACUGCCCGAAAGACCACAAAGUGAGAAGGAGAGGAGGAGCUGCUAUUGGGGAUACUGUUUUGAGAGCCUUGCGACGGAAGAUCCAACUAGAGGUGAUGGAGACCCGAUUCAUCAUGUUGAUGCAAACGUUGAAUACUGCUCCGUAAUUAAAACCAAGCUAGGAGCUCAUCGUAUUUUGAUGGGUGCUGAAAUGGAUUGCUGUGACUCCACCGAUGAUGGAAGGAGGUUCUAUAUAGAGUUAAAGACAAGUCGUGAGCUGGAUUAUCACACAGAGGAAAGAUUCGAGAGGGAAAAGUUGCUCAAGUUCUGGAUCCAAUCAUUUCUAGCUGGUGUGCCUUUUAUUGUGAUUGGAUUCAGAGAUGAUGCUGGGAGACUUGUCCGCACAGAAAGACUAAGAACCAAAGAUAUCACUCAAAGAAUAAAAAUGAAGAAUUACUGGCAGGGUGGAGUGUGCUUGGCAUUCGCAGAUGAGGUUUUGUGCUGGCUUUAUGGGACUGUCAAAGAGAAUGAAGACUAUAUUUUACAAUUCACGCCCCCUUUCACACGGUUGGAGUUGUUGCAAGCAGAUUCAUGUCCUGAUGCAAUCACUGACCAUGUUCAACAAUUGUAA